Messenger RNA from Alligator sinensis (Chinese alligator), 3312 nucleotides. It is a transcript of the gene DCSTAMP, whose product is annotated as dendrocyte expressed seven transmembrane protein. The record is from RefSeq and is a predicted model, not a curated record. The transcript has 4 exons. NCBI's taxonomy places the organism in Eukaryota, Metazoa, Chordata, Crocodylia, Alligatoridae. Bases 96 to 1535 code for a protein of 479 amino acids. Gene Ontology annotation, cellular component: membrane.
CAGCACCAAGAGACAUGGAAAACUGACGAAUCUCCACGUACUUUACAGAAGAGCCUUUUGAGCCAUCAGAGGAUCACUGUGGCUUUAAGAAGAGAAUGAGAAGUUUUGCCUCACUAACUCGACAUGUUUGGGAACUUUUCACAUCAGAGAGGCAGCCUGGCUGGAAGAAGCUGUUACAGCUUUUUGCAGUUUGCUGUACAGCUAGCUUCAUCUCAAGCAGUCUCUUGUUCCUUGGCUUGUAUUCCUCCCUAACACAUUUUCCUUUGGUUACCUUAGCAAUUGUUGCAUCUGUCUGGAUUGCCCUUUCUAUUGCAUUGUUUUCUUCCAAACAUGUGCGUUGCUUUGCUGCCUUGUUUGUUCUUUCUUGUGGACUGCGUGAAGGUAGAAAUGCUCUUAUUACUGCUGGCACAGGCAUAGUGGCAGCUGGCAACAUCCAAAGUAUUUUUCACAACAUAAAAGUACUGGCAGACAGUAUAACUUGCAAUAUAGAGGUUGAGCAUUUUGCCUUGAUAAAACACUAUGUUGAAGCCAUCCAAUGGAUUUAUAAUCAGAUCAAGUUUUCAAGUAACCCUUUUAAAGAUAUAGUGUCACUGAGUGAUGAAUUCAAUACCUUUUAUAUAAUUUCUGAUGAAGGUUUCAAACUGAGGCUAAAUACCACCAAACAACAGAUCCAAAGUGUUAUUAACCAUAUUUCUUCUAUCCUGGCAAUACAGCCCUACAUAAGCCAGAGACUGUUUCCUUUCAUGGGACUUUUUCUAGUUGUUCUUGGUACGUACCUCUUCAUCAGAAAAUUUGUGAGCACUCAGAGUGCAAAGUUUAAGAAUAUUUAUAUCACAAAGCGGUUCAUUGGAUUUGAUGAGCAGCAAAAGAAUCAACAAAAGCCAUCUGUGCUUCCACUCAAUAAAAAAGAAAGGAAGGUGUAUUUAACCAUCCCAUCCCUCAGCCUAACGCAGAAAGAAAAGAAAAACAUAGGAUGUUUUUUUCUCCCUGUGUUUACUAAUCUUUGUAUCUGGGCUCUGUUUGCAGCAAUAGAUUAUAUGGUUUAUUGGCUAAUUUUUUCAGUCAGCAAGCAUCUCCAAGAAUUACCAGAGAUAGAAGUUCAUUUAAAAGUCUAUUACCAAAAAAAUGAGGACAACUUCAUUAUCAAUACAGGAAAAGUCAUUCAAAAUAAUUUUUAUUUGAAGAUUCCUCUGUUUAAACAUGACUGCAUUCCUAAACCAGAGUUUCCUCUGCUCUCAACAUGGAUCCAGAUUGGAGUCAUCAUCUUUUUCUUAAUCAUAUUUGGAUUAUUCUCCAGUAUCCUGGUUCAGCUUAAAGUACUAGUGUCAAGUUCAUUCUAUCCCAACAUAGAGAUGACAAGGAUCCGUUACCUGCAUUCAAAAUUACUGAGAUACAGAGAAAAGCCUCCACAGAAAAAUGUGAAAAGGAAACUUAACUCAUUUGCUCAAACGCUCCAGUUCUGGUUCCCGAUAUUCAAGGCAAUGGGGACAAUCAGGAAGAAAGAAAAAGACAUGAUAAAUGAAAACAAGGUUUGAAAGAGGCCACAUAACUCUUUGGCUAAGCUCAAGGUUAUUUGUGCAGCAAGUCUCUGCAUAUUGUACCUGUACUGCUUCUGUUUUUAAAAAUAUUUCUGUAAAGUACUGUCAGUUAAUUUCCAUAUUAUAUUUAAAUGUUAAAGAAGUAAACAUAGCUCUCACAGGACAGCAGCCUACAGUUGUUUGGCAAUGCUGGGCGUUGCAAGCAAGCAAUAUGAAAUAGCACUUGAGAUUUCCCAACAAUGUCUGGCACUUGUGCAAUCCUUUAAGGCCUGAUCCUCAUUAAUGUUGUGGCCAUGAUACACCACUCUGGGAGCCUUGCUCUGUAAUUAUCACACUGACUCUGUGGCCCUUUUAACAGAUGAGCAUAAAGUCAUUUCACUGUACAUGAAAACUUCAAACCAAUCAAACUCGUUAAUCAUGGGUUUAACUUUAAGCAUGUGAGGUUCCCUUUGAAAUGAUCGGCACUACUUAUGAGGUUGCAUAGGUAACCUGAAUCCUGGCAUUUCCUAACUUAAAAGUGCUUCACUUUGCAUCCUGUGUUCUUUUAACACAGCUCCUUGGCUGAAAACAAAAACAAAUGAGCUAGGGGGGAAAGAAACCCAGAAAUUGUAUCAUGUUGAUACCAGUUAAUCAGAAAGGGAUGAGACACGUGCCAGUGGGUUUCACUUGUUAAUGGCAAAGGUUGGUGAAGCCUAAGGAGUCUUGUUUUUCUUGCUUAGCCAGUCUUUAUCCCUCCCUCCCUACCCCACUCUCUGCCUACCCAGUCCCUUACUGUAUUCUUACAUGUCCUUAUAUAGUUUAUUCCCCAUGCCCCUCGGCACUUGUUUUUAGUCCUAGUUUCCUUCUCUGGCCUCUAUCCAACCCCAGCCCCUCACCAUUCAGGAGGUGUCAGUAGUCAGUAACACCAGCACCUACAACCACGGUGAAGUGGGGAACUUGGCAAACACAGGAAGGGGAUUGUUCAUAAUAGACUGAGAUAUAGUCUAUUAUGAACAUAAGACACUUUACUGCACAGUAGAGCGAAUUUCCGUGCAUUAAAUGUCACUGUCUGUGUGUGCAGACCCUUACUGCGCAGUAAUUUGCUCUACUUGGCAAUUAAUUUUUUACCUGCAUUAGAUGCCUUACUCCACAGUAACUACUUGGCAGUUAAUUUGUUAAUAAUAUUUGGAUUAUUCUCCAGUAUCCUGAUUCAGCCAGGUAACAAAUUACCUGCCGAGUAGUUACUGCAUAGUAAGGCACAUGUAGAUGGCUGACCAAGAGCUAAUUUGCUACUGGUCAGCUGGGCAGCAGGGGGCAGGACAUUACUGCCUAUCCCUGGGAGCUCCCUGCUGUUGGAACGGGCUCCAAUGGCUGAGCCCAGGUGGGGACAAUGUCCCCCUGCUUCGGCAUCAGGGAGUUCAGAGAUUAGCAGAAAUGAAGGAGAUGAUAAUGAACCAUAAAGUCAAUUGACUCUCUUGGCACUGCCUGAAUACCUGAAUAGAAAUUCUGCUGCCCCUCCCAGAGAGUUGGUUUUAAAACUUGGGUGGAACAGGAAUCAAAGAGGGGUGCAACUGCACCACUGUACUUGCUCAGGAUGCACCCCCAGACACAGAGAUGUGUAUGGUUUAACAAACUCACUCCAGAACUACGAAUGGAACCCAUGGCAUAUGUGGCGUUGAGCCAGACACCAUUUUCUCCCUCUCGGCUAUAGGGAAAAAGCAGCUAGACACAAUUACUCUAAAAUGCUUGUGUAACCCCCAAUCUGUCAUUGACACAAAUGUCUCCAGUGUAAGGU